Molecule: messenger RNA, 2305 nt
Organism: Hippoglossus stenolepis (Pacific halibut)
Lineage: Eukaryota; Metazoa; Chordata; Actinopteri; Pleuronectiformes; Pleuronectidae
Gene: mcu
Product: mitochondrial calcium uniporter
Exons: 9
Coding region: 91-1221 (376 amino acids)
Biological process (GO): calcium import into the mitochondrion; mitochondrial calcium ion homeostasis
Cellular component (GO): mitochondrial inner membrane; uniplex complex
Molecular function (GO): calcium channel activity; uniporter activity
Source: RefSeq, a predicted model, not a curated record
CAAACCCGCCCACCACCCUCCCCUCUUCCCUUCGGUGCGUCUCGGUCCGCCCGCAGCAGUCUUCUUCCCGGCGAGCUUUUCACUACAGAGAUGGCUGCGAAAGUGUGCAGAUCGGUCCUCCUGUUGUCCCGGAGCAGCGGAGCGGCGGCCGGCAGCCUCCCCGCACUUGUUGUCUCGUCACAGCGGCGACAUCAGCACAUACGACCGGACGUACUGUCUGCUCCUCUCAGCCGUCAGACUGUCAGGAGAGCACAUGGCCUACGAUCAGCGCCCCACUCCACACUCUUCACCCAGCCUCCCACUGCCCUGUCUCCACAGGUUUGGAGGGGCGGCUCCUCAUGGCAUGGCCAGAGACUGUUGUGUACCUCCGCUGCUCCAGAAGAGGUGACAGUGGUGUAUCAGAACGGACUGCCGGUGAUCUCAGUCAGUUUGCCUUCCAGGCGAGAGCGCUGUCAGUUCACCCUCAAACCUCUCAGUGACUGUGUGGGAGUUUUCCUGCAACAGCUCCAGGCAGAGGACAGAGGCAUCGACCGGGUAGCCAUCUACUCCAUAGAUGGAGCGAGGGUCGCCUCCUCCACGGGUAUAGACAUCCUGCUGCUGGAUGAUUUUAAACUCGUCAUCAAUGACACCACACACCUCGUGCGGCCACCGAGGAGAGAGCUGCUGCCCCACGAGGAGGGAGAAAGGCUGAAUGACGUCAAGUUCCUGGUGCAGCAGCUCUACACCACCCUGCGCAUCGAGGACCACCAACUUAGCAAAGAGCGCGAGCUGAUUGGACGACUGGAGGACCUCAACUCACAAAUCCGCCCCCUAGAGAAGGUGAGGGAAGAGUUGGGUAAGAAGGCAGAGCGGCGUACCACCUGGGUGCUGUGGGGAGGCAUGGCGUACAUGGCCACCCAGUUCGGCAUCCUGGCCCGGCUCACCUGGUGGGAAUACUCCUGGGAUAUCAUGGAGCCCGUCACCUACUUCAUCACUUAUGGCACAGCCAUGGCCAUGUACGCCUACUUUGUGCUCACACGUCAGGAGUAUGUUUACCCCGACGCUAGAGACAGACAGUAUCUGCUGUUCUUCCACAAGGGGGUGAAGAGGACACGCUUCGACAUUGAGCACUACAACAAGCUGAAGGAAGAUAUUGCUGAGGUGGAGUUGGAUCUGAAGCGUCUUCGGGACCCACUCCAGCUCCAGCUCCCAGUCCCGCAGCUCACCGCCAGUAAAAAUUGAUAGAACGAGUGACUCCCUCCUUUCUCAGCUCCUACAAGCCCCUCUCCCUCCUCCCACCUGCCGUCCAACACCCUUCUCCCUCUCCUUUCACCCUCAGCUAUUUCUCAGUCUCGUCCCCCUCCCCUCUAACUCCCAUCCCUCCCACACCCAAUAAUCCCAUCCCUUUCUCGACUGUGGGAGUUAGUUUUUCCUCUUUUUUUUUUUGUUUCUUUAUUUUUGAUUUAUCUUUUUGCUUUCCUGACUGAAAACUCCAGUUGGAAUCGCAAGUAAAGGAAAAAAAACGCUAAAUGACAAAGAAGGAUGAUUAGAAUACCAGGAAGUGAGGUCUCGUACAGGCGAAGGUUGUCGAGGAUAACGAAAAGGACGACGACGAUGAUGAUGAUAAUGGAAUAAAACUGGCCAAAUGCCUCAAGUCUCCAGAGGGACAGCCUGUAAGGAACUCCAGGGGGAUAUCGGGAAUUAUCACACCUCUAGACACUCCAGGACAGAGGACAUGCAGAGGGGCAUUGUUGAGUGUUUGUGUGUGUGUGCGCGUGUGUGGAGAGGAGGGCGGACUUUCAGGGUACACUGGGACACCGACCCUGGCCACGCUGCGGAUCGACACAGCCCCCCGCUUCCUUGAGCAGUCAAACUGUCAACACACACACAUCUACUCAUUGUCGGGGGCAGGCUCCGGGGAGACUCUCUGUCCCACAUGUUAAAGUUUACACAAACGUCCUUUCUGCAGUCGCACCAUCAGGGAGACCUUCAUCUCCCUGUAGCUGAACUGCUGCCUCUCCCUCCCUGGGCCGAGCCUCCUCCAGGUGACGGACAGCUGUCCUUCCACGUGUGACCUUUGUCAGGAGCUUGUCUCGACCCGGCAGGAUGUAGGCGCGGCAACGCCUCGUUUCCUCUUCCUGUUGACGUCCUGUAGCGGGCCCCGUCUGCGCAAGUAUGAGAAGUUCUACCGACAACAACAUCACUGUGUGUUCUUUUAUUCCAAAAAAAAUAUUUUGGCACUUUUUAUUUUGAAAGCCAUAGUAUAUUUGUUAUGAGAAGAAUAUAAAUAUAUAUAUGUAUACAAUCAAAUAAACAAAUGACCAGA